GCCGGACGCCGGGUGACGUAGAUGGGCAGCUGUCAGGAGUAGUUCCGGGUCUGGUUCGGGCUGCAGAGGAGACUCGGCGGGACCAACGGAUCGAUACAAUGAUCAAUAAGUGACCGAGGGGCAGCUGUCCAGCAGAACCAGCGGAACCAGCGGAACCAGCGGAAGCAGCGGAAGCAGCGGGAGCAGCAUGUCCUCCCAGCGCGGCGGGAAGACGCUGAUCAUCGCAGACGACGAGGACGCCGAGGAGCUCAACCCGUUCUCCUUCAAAGAGUUUCUACGAUGGAAGAAACAGGAUCCAGACCAGGACCAGGAUCCAGACCAGGACCAGGAUCCAGACCAGCAGCAGACACAUGGGAAGCUCACCUGGUGCUCAGGUGGAAGCUCUCAGUGCUCCGUGUGUUCUGUCCAACCUCUCUGAAGGUUUUCAUCCAAACCGGAAGGAGCAGCAGCAGCAGCAGCAGGAGAGAACUACGAAGGAGAUGACGAGACGUCCAUGGCUGAACCAAGCAGCUCCUGCAGGAGGAGGAGUGGGCGGAGCAGCCAGGUAGCUCAGCUGCAGGAGGAGAACAUGUCGCUGAGGAGAACCCUCAGGGAGCUGCAGAGGAGAGCCGACGCCAGCCAGCGCAGGGCGGCAGAGCUGUCGGAGGAGCUGCUGCAGAGGAGGCGUCAGGAGGAGAAGGAGGCCCAGGACCUGGAGAACAUGGUUCACUCCGUGGAGCAGAACCUGCACCUGAUGACGAGACGAGCAGUGAAAGCAGAAAGCAACGUUUCCAGACUGAAGGUGGAGCUGCAGCAGCUGCAGGGGGAGAUGGAGUCUCUGCGCUCAGAGAAUGACAGUCUGAAGGCAGCAGAGUCUCAGGUCGUCAUGACGAUGAGACAAAAUGCUCAGGUGGCCUCCGACUACCUGAACAAGACAGCAAGCCACGCCCACUCCUCUAUCUGUCAGCUGAUGGGGGAGGCGGAGACGCUCCGGUUGGUGUCUCAGCUGCUGAAGUCCAUCGAUAAGAUCUCCACUGUGGACACAGAGUCCUGAACCUCUGGACGUCUGUCCAUCGCCUGGAUGUGCGCUGUGUGGUUGUCAUGGCAACAGUUCAGAACGUCUUCCUGUGAGGUCAGCAGGUGUCAGUCAGUCCAUCACACCUCACCUGUGCUGACGUCCCAGCUGCUGAUUGGUUGGUUUGCUGGCCUCCUGCUACCUGACAGAAGUCUGAUUCAAUCUGGACUUUUGUGAAUAAUGUUGACGGUAACUUUUUCUCUGCAGUCUGAAUAAAUGUGGACUCUUCUGAAUUCUGUUCAGUGUGACUGAAUCAGAAGUCAGAACCGAGCUGGACGAGCAGAAAGCUCCGGUCUGCUGUGAUUUCUCAGCUUCGUCUAGUUUGAUUUCAGUCAUAACUUCUGCAGAUGCUUUAAAUAAACCACUUAACGAUAAA
Molecule: messenger RNA, 1430 nt
Organism: Stegastes partitus (bicolor damselfish)
Lineage: Eukaryota; Metazoa; Chordata; Actinopteri; Pomacentridae
Gene: entr1
Product: endosome associated trafficking regulator 1
Exons: 8
Biological process (GO): positive regulation of protein localization to cilium; regulation of cytokinesis; positive regulation of cilium assembly
Cellular component (GO): early endosome; ciliary basal body; centrosome
Source: RefSeq, a predicted model, not a curated record